AUGACGAGCAAAACUGAUUCUGUAACCCAUUAUAUGGUUCUAGGGGUUGAUCUUGAUUCAUCACUCGAAGAUGUUAAAAAGGCUUAUAAAGAGAGAUUACUUACUUCUCACCCUGAUAAGACAGGUAUAGAGGCUAAUAUCAUGCCUUCCACUGACAUCAAUAGAAUUAAGGAGGCCUAUAAAGUCUUGAGCAACCCAGUAUUAAGGGCUGAAUAUAAUAAUAUGCUAGAAAAAUCUAAUAAUUUACAGGGGUUCCAUAAUUGUGGUGAUGGUUUGGAUGAAUAUUCUUUAGAUGAAUUCAUUUUCAAUCCUGUUAAUUAUCAUUAUACUUUAGAUUGUCCACGUUGUAAAGCAAAGGAAGGUUUUCAAUUAACGGAGGAGACUUUGGAAGAACAUGUUACUGAAAAUGAUGCCACUCAAACAGGCUUUCAGUUGUUAGUUCAAUGUUCUUCUUGUAGCCAAUGGCUGAAAGUGCAUUUCGAUGUGGGUGAUGCCUAUGAAUAA
Messenger RNA from Vanderwaltozyma polyspora DSM 70294, 504 nucleotides. RefSeq names its product Jjj3p (gene JJJ3). Lineage: Eukaryota; Fungi; Ascomycota; Saccharomycetes; Saccharomycetales; Saccharomycetaceae. The transcript has a single exon. Gene Ontology annotation, biological process: protein histidyl modification to diphthamide. Gene Ontology annotation, molecular function: metal ion binding. Bases 1 to 504 code for a protein of 167 amino acids. The record is from RefSeq and is a predicted model, not a curated record.